AACGGUUGCUGUUGUUGUUGAACUCACUUCUCGACCACUCAACCAUUGUAAGGCGAAGACGACGACGAAGAAACGAUAAGCCGUGGUCAUGGAUCCCACUGGAGCACCGUGGUCUUCUGCACAACCACGUGCUUCGGCACCUGCACCCAGCACAGGUUUGCAACGUACGUCGGCGCCCGCACAAACAACUCCAAGUAGCGUCGCGGCUGACCCCUCUGUUGCCGGCAGCUCAGCGGUCGCUACCUCCGUACCUGACCGGAGGGCACCCGUUUCACCAGCACCAGCUGCGCCGCCCUCUAUUUACAGCACGCCUCUUGCCUCCACGAAAGACUCAAGGAGGCCUGUUCCCACUACGUACGGUUAUGCGACGUCUCCGGCAUCAAGCUCUUUCGGGCCUGGUACUCACGCCGUGACUGCAGGGGCACCACUUCCUCACGCCCCUGCUGCUGAUUCCCACGUGCCCGCUUCCUCGGCGCCUACUGUUUUCUCUGCAAGUGGUACCACUUCACUUGACUAUGGAGCUACUGGAGCCCCAGGGUACCCUCCAAGCGUUCAUGCUCCCAGGGCGGAUGGUGGCUCCACGUCCUAUCGGCCUGGUUACCAGGCGUAUGGUUCCCAGACGCUUGGGUCCGCCGUGCCCAGUACAUCGGCGCCUAAUGUCGACUUACCUGAAGGCUUCAUUCCCGACCCCUACGUACCUGCUCCCUCGGUGCCUAAAGACCCUCCACCUGAUGCGGCUAUGCCUAGGUCGACCGUUCCUGACUCUGCUGUGCCUGGCUCUGCAGCGCCCGCCAUCGGCGCGCCACCUUCUGAACAAGGUCAGCAUCUUCCUGGAAACACAGGAGGAGCAGCACAGAUACCACCGGCUCCAGGCAGGCCCAACUGUACUCCUGGUCUUGAAUACUUGGCAGUCAUCGAACAGAUAGUGAUACAACAAAAAGUUGAACUUAUGGAAGUUUUUUGUGGUAUUGAAACUUGCAACUGCUACGAAGCGAAGAAUUCAGUUGGUCAGCUCAUAUACAACAUUAAGGAAAAUUCGGGAUUCUGCACCAGGUGCUGCUGCGGCCCACGGCGGUGCCUCGAGAUUGACGUGCUGGACUUCACAAACACCGCUGUGAUUCACAUUGUGCGACCCCUUCGAUGCGUACAUUGCUGCUGGUUCUGCUGCCUGCAGGAGAUGGAAGUUCAAGCUCCACCAGGAACUCCCGUCGCUCAAAUUCGGCAGCGGUGGUCUAUAUGCCACCCGUACUUUACGAUUUACACCCAGGAGGAUGAGCCGGCGUUAAAUUUGGUGGGGCCCAUCUGCACCGAGAGUGUGCCAUGUAAAUGCGACGUCAAGUUCGAAGUGCGCACUAUGAACGGUGUCGCCAUAGGCUCAGUCACUAAGGAGUGGGGUGGACUCGUCAAGGAGUACUUCACAGACACCGACACCUUCAAUGUGAGCUUUCCCCUCGACCUGGAUGUUAACAUGAAGGCUGCACUCAUCGCUGCAGCCCUGCUCAUAGAACACAGCCUUGUAACCAUGGUCAGCGCGUCAUCGUGUGCUGUUGGUAUGCUGGACUGUGCACGAGCUUCUUGAAAGCGUUCGAGUAAACUUAACUGAAUUUCUUCAUUGGACGCAGCAUGCAUUAAAUCAGUCUACCGUCACAUUUAUUGCCUGUCAUUGCGUCUCUAAGCUUCUGCUUAAGCUAUAGGUCGAGUUUCGGUGGCCUAUUCUAACAGAAUACACGAGGGAAUCGGCGUCAGAUGCUC
Messenger RNA from Dermacentor albipictus, 1752 nucleotides. Its product is annotated as phospholipid scramblase 2-like. Gene Ontology annotation, molecular function: phospholipid scramblase activity. Lineage: Eukaryota; Metazoa; Arthropoda; Arachnida; Ixodida; Ixodidae. Gene Ontology annotation, cellular component: plasma membrane. Gene Ontology annotation, biological process: plasma membrane phospholipid scrambling. The record is from RefSeq and is a predicted model, not a curated record.